AUGGAACUUGAUUUCCUAUCCCCUAGAGCACGGGAAAUAAACAAGAAAAAACUGAGUCUUUUGUAUUCUCUAAAAAACUAAAAUAUUGAAUAAAACGACCCUAUCAAUGAAAACGUUUCCUUCAUUAAAAAGCUAACAGGUGAUCACCCAUUGAACGACGUAAUUAAGGAGUGUUAGAACAAUGUGAGAGAGGGUUUUUUAACUCCAUUAACGAAUGUAUGGCAAAUAAUCAUUUAAGAGGUCUUCCAUUUCUCUAGAAUUCACAGCAAGCAUGUUUGUUGAAGAAUUAUUGGACAGCAUCAAAAUAAAACAUAUUAAAAUACUACAGUUAGAUGAACUCAUCAAUAAUUUGAAAAACAAUAUAGAAAUUAUUCAAAAAAUAGAAAUUAAGUAACAAUCCACAAAUCUAAAAGAACUUUAUGAAAUCUUUAUACUCAAUUAACCUAAAGAUGAUAAUUAUCAAUUGUAUCUAAAUGAUGAAAAAUUAUACCCUUAAUAAUGGCAUUCUUGCCCAUUUAAUGUCAAACAUAAAUUAAAUUUUACCCUAUUUUCCAACAAUAAUAAAAUGCUUGAAGUUAUUUCUGUUGAUAUGAUCUAUGUAUAUAUAUACAUUAAUCUUUAGUAAAUUGGCAAUAAUUGCGUCAAUAUUAAACCAAAUGAAUACCAUCAGAUACUCCAAAUUAAAUUUUUAGAGGAAUCAAAUAAUCCUAUUCAAUAUGAUUUACAGUAUAAAACAAUAUUAUUAUAGGAUUUAAUUAUUUUAUAAUAUGACAAAUGAUUUAAAGAAGACAAUAAUUAAAACUUUGAAAUAAGAAAUUGAAGAAAUAGAUCAUAAAAUUAUAGAUAUGAUAGAUAUUAUUAAUAGAAUGUUAGAACCAUUUUCUAAUAAUGGAUUUAAAUAUUUAAGAUAUGAAGGCUUAAUAGAUAAUUAAAGCAUAUCAAAAAUUAGAAAUCAUUGUUGUAACAUUUUCUGA
Molecule: messenger RNA, 974 nt
Organism: Paramecium primaurelia
Lineage: Eukaryota; Ciliophora; Oligohymenophorea; Peniculida; Parameciidae
Source: the annotation of a GenBank genome assembly